Molecule: messenger RNA, 2215 nt
Organism: Magallana angulata
Lineage: Eukaryota; Metazoa; Mollusca; Bivalvia; Ostreida; Ostreidae
Product: GTP:AMP phosphotransferase AK3, mitochondrial-like
Exons: 5
Coding region: 33-755 (240 amino acids)
Biological process (GO): nucleobase-containing compound metabolic process
Cellular component (GO): cytoplasm; mitochondrion
Molecular function (GO): ATP binding; AMP kinase activity
Source: RefSeq, a predicted model, not a curated record
GUUUGUCCACCUCAUCGAGUUAAUCACACUUUAUGAAAGUUUGGUUGAUAUACAGUCUAAUAAUUUCAACCAUAAAGCCAACCAUGAUUUCCAAGACAUUAAGAACAAUAAUAAUGGGGCCUCCCGGAUCAGGAAAAGGCACAAUUUCAUCAAGAAUUGUCAAAGAUUUCAGGCUUAAACACCUUUCAAGUGGUGACCUUUUACGAUCUCAAAUCCAUAACAAGUCAAAGGAAGGGUUACAAGCCAAAAAAUACAUUGACAGUGGACAAUUAGUUCCAGAUAAUGUUAUGGUUCAGUUGAUUCUCAAUGAACUUCAGAAAUUGAAGCAUGAUAGUUGGCUUCUUGAUGGGUUUCCGAGGACUGUGCCACAAGCUGAGGCACUGCACACAAAAGAACCAGCUGAUGUUGUCAUCAACCUUAAUGUUCCAUUUGAAAUCAUAAUGAGUAGAUUGACCAGCAGGUGGACACAUGCACCUAGCGGGAGGAUUUAUAAUACAGAUUUCAAUCCUCCCAAAGUUCCAGGAAUAGAUGAUGUCACUGGCGAAGAAUUGAUUCAAAGAGAAGAUGAUAAACCUGAAACAGUAAAAAAAAGACUGGAAACUUAUCAAGCCCAUACCGAACCUGUACUUAAUUAUUAUAGGAAUCUAGGAAUUUUGGAAGAAUUUACAGGAAAAUAUUCAAACGAAAUUUGGCCAAAAGUCCACAAGUUUUUGUCCACUAAAAUUGAGCCCCUGCAGUACACAGUUUACAAGUAACUGAGGACGUUAUAGCAUUGCCUGUUUUGUUCCUUUACAUAGGCAUUUUGUUUAUGGUUGAUUGUUAUUAAUUGUGGCUGUGCCACCUUGAUGAUUUUGAUAUUUACACAUGAUUAUUGUUAUGUUAGUAUUUAUAUAAUGAUUUUUCUGUUGUAUUUCCUAUUCCAAGACAAGCUAGGUACACUGGAGUAAAUGAGCGAAAAAGAAUUUGUAUAAUGGGUAGAAAAAUAAUGUUGUUUACCUUAGUGGAUGCUCUCAGGUGCAGUUACUGUAAUUUGCUUUGAUUUUGAAAGAUUUUAUUUUUUGUGAUUUUGGCUUUUUUUUUUAAAUGCAGUACAUAAUUUUCUCAAGUUGCAGAUCAUAACAUUGACCUGAACUUGUUUAUUUUGGCCAAUAGGGAGUCACAAAAUAACAUGUAAAUAAUGAUCUCACUGACAAAAGGGAUUCGCACCAUAGUUUUACUUACAGUGUACGUACAAAACAUGUACUGUAUUCUAUAUAUUAUUUUUCUUUUGUACAUUAGCCAUUGAUGUUAAUAUAAAUCUUAUUUAAAGAUCAAGUGAUUGAAAACAGUUCAUUAUAAUCAGCUGAAUUAUUGUUUUUAAUUUUUUUUAAAUUGGUCUGUUUUUGUCCAAGACGCCUUUCUAAAGAUUUUGAGAAUUGAUGUUUUUAAGUGCUGCCAUUUUAUAGUUAUAUAUCACAAUAUUUUUAGGUUAUAUAUAAACCAUACCAAAAAAUUAUGCAUGACAAGAUUAAUACAAAAUGUUACAAAUUUUCUCAGUCUCUCUCACUUCUGGGCACUUAGGGUGCUGAAUAGGGAUAAUACAAUUUUAUGCACAUAAAGGAUUUAUAUUAAUGACAAAUCUUUUGAAAACUAUUGAUAUUUCUGUUAUUGUUGCAUUGUUCAGGUUUUGCUGUCUUCAUAGAUUGAUCAAUCACCUGCAAGCCUCCAGCUCCGUGGAACAAAAGUUAUAAGGCACCCACAAUUUAAACUUUUAUUGUCCUUUGCAGACAAAUAAAUGAUCCAAGAAAAAGGAGAUCCAAUGAGGCAUGCAUUCAAUGAUUGUGUGUAGUGCUUUGUAGUAAGAGACGCAAGUUGAAAAAAGGGGGUGUUUGAUAUAGUGAAAGUAAAUAUUUCAUGUUCAGUUGUUCAAGUAUUUACACAACUACCCAGUCAGAACUUUCAGAUGUGUAAAAUGGGAAUGAUUAUCAUCUUAACAUUUUACAAACAUUACAUCAAUGUAUAUGUAUUGAUUAACACCAACUCAUAAGUACUUGGUUGUUUUUAGGAUACAUGUACCUUAAUAUGGUGCUGUACCACAAUUAGCAGUAUUUGUAGUAGUUUAUUGUUAACUGCUUUUAUUGAGAGUAUUUUUGCAAGAUCAUGAUCUUAAUUGUAUCCAUUACCCAUUAAAUUAUGCAUAUUAAUGAAAGAUGAUCAAAAUACAAUGUAAAUUGAG